UUUUAUUGAAUUCAGCAGAACUGUCCAUAACAAGGUGAAUGUGUAUGAUUAUCAGCCAUGCAGACCUAUGCAAAAUAAUGGCACGAGAUCAACAGCGUGAAAAGGUUUUUCCGUGCCGGGUGUUUUUCUGACCUUUGCUUCGGGGUUAAGAGGAAACCAGAUGAAAAAUUAACCGGACGGGUUGGCCCGAGGAUCCUGGAUUCCACGCUGUCCCCUGCCAUUUCCUCUCGGUAGACUAUGCCAGACCAUUACACCAGCUUUGCUCUUUGGAUUACAGCUCACGAGGCCCGCAGCAAAGCCGGGAUCAAAGGUCGAAAGAAGAGCCUGCAGAUGCCUUAUCUAUAAGCCAAAAUCAUUUACGGUGAUCAGCAAUAAAUUAAACGGCCACGCAAUAUAGACUUUGGGCUCGUGUUGCCGUGAUGCUCCUGAACUGUGGGCAGCCGUUGCCUCUUCUGAGGCACACGGACGUGCCGCCCCGGGUCAUAGAGAACUUCAUCCUGACGGGCUACCGCUUCCCGAACUACAGCCUGGUGGACUGCUUGCUGUCGGCGUUCCGACCCACCAACGAAACCGGCAACUUCUGGACCCAUUUCCUCCCGGUUUUUAUUUUUUCGUACUAUUUCGUGGAGGUGUUCGGUUGGGAGGGCGCGCCACAUAGCGACGCCCCGUUCUUCUACCCUCUGUGGAACUACUUCAUCGGGGUCUUCUGUCUGUUAAUGGCCAGCAGCAUGGCCCACCUGCUCAACUCCAUGUCCCUGGUGGUGAGAGAAGUCUGCUUUUUUGUUGAUUACGGCACAAUCAGUUCCUACACGGUUGGCUCAUCGUUGGCAUACUACUACUACAUCCACCCUCGGGCGGGGAUAGUGGAGACCGGGGGCCGAAAUGGCUCCCAUGCGGACUUGAAAGGUGAACCCGCAGGAUCUCUUACGUCGUCCUAUGCAAUCCCAGAUUUCGACAUGUUCUUCGAGACCUUCUACAUCCCGUCGGCCUGCGUUGUAGCAAUCAUAUGUGUCUUAUCUUGCUGCAACUCUCGCCAGAGGUGGAGGCGACACCGGUACCUCAUCCGAACCUUCGUUUUCCUCCUCCCGUUCCUCGUUUCCUCCACGCCAGUCUUCUACCGCCUCCUCACCAGAUCCCCUUACUCCACCACCUCCUCCUCGUUUGCUGCUUCCACCUCCACGGCCAGCUACUUCUACCGCCACUGCCUGUGGCUGCUGGGGUCCGCCGUCUUCAACAUCAGCAAGGUCCCCGAGCGGCUGGCCCCGGGUCGCUUCGACAUCUGGGGCCACAGCCACCAGUGGUUCCACUGUUGCACGUUUCUGUCCAUCCUGGACGAACUCCACAUGAUCAAGACGGAGGUGAGGGCGAUCCUGCUCAGCCCGAGUCUCCUGCUGCCCCCCGCCGCCCUCUCUCGCCUACCGGGCCCCACCGUCGCCUCCACCUACGGGGUGAUGGGCCUCCUCCAGGCCACCAUCGUCUCCGUCAUCGUGUGGUUCUCCUGGCACGCCAGCUGCAUCUACGGACCGCAGAGCGAUCAGCUAGCCAAGGAACACCCUAAGAAACACCUGAAAUGCAACUAAUCGCAAGGACAUCUUUUUUUUUUUUUAAAUCAUUCUAACUGUGAAGGAAGAUUUGCACAUGCAUACAGAGCCAUGCCGCAAAGAGAUGGGCACAAUUAAAAAAAUAGUCCCUCCUGAUUUUUUAAGUCCUUCACACGUUCCGCCCCCUUCAGGAGUGUUUUUUCAAACUCAUAAUCGGGGACAACGUGAGAUCCAAGGAUUAGGUUGUGGUUGAGUGGAUGUUGAAAGACGUUGCCAGUUAUUUCCCCCGAGCUGGUGCGGCAUGUCCCAACAGGAUGUCUGAGCAGGGGGGAUAACGCCUACCUCCAGGGACCGCACACUCCGGCACACGGGAGGACAUGUUGCACGUAACG
This is a messenger RNA of Etheostoma spectabile (orangethroat darter), 1933 nucleotides long. RefSeq names its product membrane progesterone receptor epsilon-like. Gene Ontology annotation, molecular function: signaling receptor activity. The record is from RefSeq and is a predicted model, not a curated record. Lineage: Eukaryota; Metazoa; Chordata; Actinopteri; Perciformes; Percidae. Bases 420 to 1580 code for a protein of 386 amino acids. The transcript is spliced from 2 exons. Gene Ontology annotation, cellular component: membrane.